Molecule: messenger RNA, 1720 nt
Organism: Condylura cristata (star-nosed mole)
Lineage: Eukaryota; Metazoa; Chordata; Mammalia; Eulipotyphla; Talpidae
Gene: ZWINT
Product: ZW10 interacting kinetochore protein
Exons: 9
Coding region: 34-960 (308 amino acids)
Biological process (GO): mitotic cell cycle checkpoint signaling; establishment of localization in cell; mitotic sister chromatid segregation
Cellular component (GO): cytosol; nuclear body; dendrite
Source: RefSeq, a predicted model, not a curated record
UCAGGCGCGCUGUUAUCUGUGGAUCCAAAAUGGAUGGAAGAAUUAGGCAAGCCUAGUCUUGGAAGGGCGACGUGGAGAAGAAUGGAUGCGAUGGCGGAGACUCAGGCGGAGGCUGCGGCCCAAGAGGCCUUGGCAGAAGUGGCAAAUAACCUGGCACCUAUAGGCCUACAGGAAGAGGCAGAGCUGCCCGCCCAGAUGCUGGCUGAGUUUGUGAUGGACUCCCGAAAGAAAGACAAGCUGCUCUGCAGUCAGCUUCAGGUAGUAGACUUCCUGCAAAACUUCUUGGCUCAAGAAGACACUCUCCAGGGUUCGGAUCCCUUGGCUUCUGAAGAUUCAAGCAGGCAGAAAGCAGUUGCAACCAAGGAACAGUGGAAAGAGCUGAAGGCCACCUACCAGGAGCAUGUGGAAGCCAUCACAAGUUCCCUCACCCAGAUCCUUCCCAAGGUGGAGGAAGCCCAAAAGAAGAAGGCACAGCUCAAAGAAGCCCUUGCACAGCUCCAGACCAAGAAGCAAGUGGCUGUGGAGAAACUCAGAACAGCCCAAAAGCAGUGGAGGCUGCAACAGGAGAAACGUCUGCAGUGUCUGACUGAGGUUUCUGCAGAAGUAAGGAAGCGCCAGACAGUAACUCAGCAGGAACUUGAGAAGCUAUAUCAGGAACUUGGAACCCUGAAGCAACAGGCAGCACAGGAGCGUGAUAAGCUGCAGAGGUACCAGACCUUCCUCCAGCUACUGUACACCCUUCAGGGUCAGCUGCUGUCUCCUGAAGCAGAGCUACCACAGGAGCUGAAUCUUCCUAACCAUAAACCCCAACAGCUCACCCAGCCCCAUGAGCACAACAGUGAAGACACCAUGGGGAGAAACACCAAUGUGUCUUCUAAGCUGACUGCCCACAGCCAGCUGGAGAGGCAAGCUUCCCAUGGCUUCCUCGGGCACAUAAACAUGAGGAAGGAUCCAGAGUAGAUCAUACUCCAACCCAGACUCUAAAUGUUCCUAAAGUGCAGGAUGAACUGUAAACUUCUGAACAAGACCUGACUUCUGACCAAAUCCCAGGCUCUGGAUUCUGUUGAUUAAAAGCCCAAGCUUUCUCAGUUUGUCUGUUCAUCUGUUGGUGGGAAUAGUCAUACUCAGGCCAUCAAUGUAACAGGGGCUAGGAAUGAAGUGACUGGAAGGUUAAGGUAGUGAGUGGCCCUGACCUAAAUCUCGGAGGUUCCUUUUCCAAAUAGAUGUGAGCUUUUUUUAGGGAGGAGAGAAUGCUUUACGCAUUCUCUGGAUAUUUAUAUACACCCUACAGAAAUGUUUGUUGAAGACCCAUUGCUGUGAACUGUAAACUAUAGUCAUGUGAAAUAUCAUAUGAUAUAUAGCUAUAGUCAUGUAAAAUAUCAUAUGAGUAUGAACAAGUUAAUAAGUUAGAAAGGUGAGUUGAAAACAGUAAAAUAGAUGAUCAAACAGUAAUAUGAUGAAAAACAAUAACAAGAGAAUAUAGAUACUGCUUUCUGUUUGCAUUGACCCAUCUGUUGUAUUUCUGUUUGUGUGUUUUUCUGCAUCUGUGUUUUCCGUCUCCAUUCUUUUGUGCUCUUGCUGAGUGUGAGGGCAGUGAGGACCACUGCUGUGUUUGUGAGAGAUUACAUUCCCUGAUUGCUAGUGUGGGAGCUGUUAUCUAAGAGAAAAAGAGAUUGGGGAUAACUUUAAAGUAUAAAAUUGCUCUCUAUAAGAAAUGGAC